This is a messenger RNA of Mya arenaria, 1745 nucleotides long. Its product is annotated as transcription initiation factor TFIID subunit 11-like. The transcript has 6 exons. NCBI's taxonomy places the organism in Eukaryota, Metazoa, Mollusca, Bivalvia, Myida, Myidae. The record is from RefSeq and is a predicted model, not a curated record. The coding region runs from base 152 to 1732 and encodes 526 amino acids.
UACUUACCAGAAUAUUUUGAAAUAACUAUUACCAUACAUAUGUACGUAACUAGAUUUAUUUAAAAAUAGCAUAGUGCCAUAUGUAUUAAAAUAUAAUAUGUUGGUGUGUAAUAACUGAUUUGUUCGGAAUUAUAUAUCAGCCAAAACCGGGAUGUCCCGACAAAUAUUCAAACUCGCCGUCACAAUACUGGCCAUCUGGCAGCUUAACUUUCAACAUGCGGAAGCAGGCUUAAUGAACCAAUUCACAGACUUUGUCGACUGGCCCCCGAUAAUAGAUCCAGAUAUCCCCCAAGAUCCGAAAAUCCCAGCCGAUCCCGAUCCUAAUACCACACCUGUUUCACCUACUAAAAUCGUUUCUCCACCGGAAACUCCAUCUGAUUUGCAAACUGGAAACACAGACGCAGCUUCUCCUGGACGUCCAAGAGACCCCAUUCCGCCGCCUAUGGGAUCCUCGGGUUCUGGGGAUGGUACUGCAUCCCUGGAUAACGGAAAGUCACCAGAUGCCGUCGAUACGCAGACCGAUUUUCUUUUUCCAACCGACGCACAAAUCGGCGGAACCGAUGGGGGUCUUCGCGGGCCUCUUCUACCUCCUGGAGGCGGCACUGACACCAGCCCACAGGGACCAAUUGUCGACGAAAGUUCUGCACUACCAAAGGUUCCAGAUCCUGUCGACCCAAGUCUACCAGAGCCACCGGCGGACCCGGACACCCCCCGGGACGUGUCGCCGAUGGUAACCGGUUCUAAGGUACCAGAUUCUCCACUGGUAUCUGGGACAGGGUCGGAAACUGGGGGAUUGACACCGGGUGAUUCUUCCGGAACAGGAGACGCGCAAAUAGGAAGUGACGUCAACAUAUACAUAUCGCCCACAUGCAGGCUGCUUGGGACAAUGUCGAUCGCAAACUUUGGGAAGAACUCAAAACGGCACCGGAUGUUGCGCAAAGAAUGCUCGAAGGAGAAAAAACGCGCACGACAACUGCAAAAGAAAAAGGAAAAGAACAAACAAUCGGGUCCAAUUGAGCCAAAUAUUGCCACAAUGGUGAGGAUACCUGGGCGUGUGCCCAAGGUAAAGGGCCAGGGACGUGGAAAUCCUCGGGGCAAGAGGGCGGCUAAGUGCAAGGGCUGGCAAAAGAAGCAAGGCUUGUGUGGCACAGGGAUAAACGCAGUGGUCACAUUAUUCCAACGCCGUCGAAAAGGACUUGGGGACAAACACGAUGAUAAUGUUGGUGUUGUUGGUGGUGAUGCUGACGAGGACAUCGACGAUGAUGACAAUGAUGAUCAUAAGAAUGAUGAUGAUGAUGAUGAUGAUGAUGAUGAUGAUGAUGAUGAUGAUGAUGAUGAUGAUGAUGAUGAUGAUGAUGAUGAUGAUAAUAAGGAUGAUGAUAAGGGUGAUGAUGAUAAGGAUGAUAAUGAUAAGGAUGAUAAGGAUGAUAAGGAUGAUGAUGAUGAUGAUGAUGAUGAUGAUGAUGAUGAUGAUGAUGAUGAUGAUGAUGAUGAUGAUGAUGAUGAUGAUGAUGAUGAUAAGGAUAAUGAUGAUAAGGAUGAUGAUAAUAAGGAUGAUGAUGAUAAAAAGGAUGAUGAUGAUGAUAAUGAUGAUGAUACUAACGAUAAUACUAACGAUAAAAAUACCGAUGAUGAUGAUGAUGAUGAUGAUGAUGUUGAUGAUGAUGAUGAUGAUGAUGAUGAUGAUGAUGAUGAUGAUGAUGAUGAUGAUGAUGAUGAUGAUGAUGAAUAAAAGUAAUGAAGCC